Ceutorhynchus assimilis (cabbage seed weevil) is the source of this 5618-nucleotide messenger RNA. Lineage: Eukaryota; Metazoa; Arthropoda; Insecta; Coleoptera; Curculionidae. The record is from the annotation of a GenBank genome assembly.
CAGAAUCUGAGAUAUCGUCCACAUAGUCUUCGGGAUCACUGAAAUUCGGUUCUUCCGAGCCGCUAUCGCUGUCGUUGAGUUUCGAGCUUUCGUCGCUCUUAUCGUCUGUUUUUUUCUUGGCCAUUUUUCGGCACGAGGAGGAAAACUUGCCCUUUAUUUUAGCGAAAAGAAACUUAUCGGAUCAGCGUCGUGACAUUUGGAUCUGUCAGAUUGCUUUAACAGUGUUGCCAACCUCAUUUCAUUGACUUAAAAUAGAAAACGUCAAACUGACAGUACCGCAAGGGUUUUAAAAAAACAAAAAUAGCAGUGUCUGUGUGAUUAGUUUUAACACACACACACAUUACACAAAAAUAAACAUUUCUAUUCUCUUAAAUAAAUAAAUCAAAAUUAUGUGACUAAAAAUCUAUAAAUUAAGGUGUAUUUUACCACCGCAAUAAUGAACUUUUGGAAGCCGGAUAGGGAUAGUUCUGCCCUAACGGGAGCCCUAUGCGAAUACGUGCAAAGCCCUACAAAAUCGAACGAUACGUUGGAUUACAGGUCUGAAGGUAGCACGAGUGGAACAUCGACGCCCCAAUUAUUGGAAACUAGUCACAUUAUUGUAAUUGAGGAUUCAGAAAAGCCUGAGGAGGUGUCUUCUAAUGUUGAGGCAAAGUCCCUAGAGGAAGUCGAUACAGAUGAGGGGCCACCAGUUAAUAUUGACCAGGACAAAUUGAACUCGUUCAAAAAACGCGAAAUUAAAUGUCGCAACAUAAGAAAAACCAACAAUUCGCGACAGAGAACGGUGUCGCCGCCUCAAAGGCCCAAAAGCGUCGAAAAGAGCAGUAAAAACAAGUACCCUAACAAUUGGGCAGAGUACAAAGAGUCAGGCUUGAAUGUACAAAAGCAUAUAAAUCUCAAAUCUAAGCUUUCGAAAACUCUAAAAGAAACAAAGUUUGAAUUUCAAAAGUUUUUCAACUUUGAAACUCCAUCACCACCAAUAGAAGCAUUCAAAUACCAUUCUAAAAAUUUAGCUGUUUGGAUAGAUUUUCCAUUUUUAAGAUGUACCGCUACGCAGCCUCCAAUAAUCUACAGUGACAAGCAACCGGGCCAUUUAACCAGGCAACAAUUAUUCGCCAUGAUUCCGAAAAACAGGCAACAAAUGAUUGAAAAACUAAUGAAAUCUUCCAAGUGCCAAGUUGACUGUAAACCGCUCACAGAAAGAAAAUGGUAUAGCAAAACUUGGCCCAAAAUAGACAAAAUUGAAACAAAAUCUUUAGAAAAUUCGGUUGGCUUGUCGUUCCUACAAACCUAUUCUGAUGAAGAAAAUGUUGUUUCUCAAACACCUCCAGUUAAGGAAGAAAAAGAAGAAGGCGAAGUUACAGAUGACGAUUCCCAUAAUCAAUCAUUUAAUAGUGUGGUUGAGGAAGUAAAAGAAAUUAAAAAAAGCAAAGAGGAAUUACCAAAAAAUAAUAAAGAAGAAGUUCAAAAAAGUAAAGAUGAACUUGAAAAAGUGUCUGAGAGUUUAGUUAAAACUGAUAACGAAGUGCCAACUGAAAAGAGAAAAAAGCGUAAAAAAGUAAAAGCCAACAAAGUAAGUAGGAAGGUGAAAUCUAAGAAAAAGAAAAAAACAAAAAAAAAGACUUCACAAUCAGAUGACGACAAGAAACGUAAGCUAAAGAAAACAAGGAAAAAUUCCAAGGACAAAAGCAGUAGUAAGCAAAAGAAAAAAUCAGCAACCAAAAACGAUUCAAAGAAAAAAAAGAAAACCAAACCAGUUGAAGCAAAACCCCCAAAACUCGAAAUCCAUCCUGAUUACCAGGAUGACAUUCAAUUUUUUGCCGAUCGCCUGGACGCAGAACGACAACUAAAAGGUAAAACCAAACACAAAACAAAAUUAAACAUUAGUUUAGAGGAAUUCAAUUUAGACGACAGUGAGGAAAUAACAUCGACCGAGAAAAAAGAAGAAAUCAAAGUUGACCUGUUGAAAAUGAACGAGGAAUAUUUGCGCGAACAAAAAAGAAAAAACUCCAAAGAGCGGUCUUGUUCCAAAGAAAAAAGCAACAAACAUCCUAAAAAAGAAGUGGAUGAAGUAUUAGAAAACAUCAAACAAGAACAAAAUUCUUGGGAAUCUGAAGAAGAAGUUAUAAUAGAUGACCAAUUAAUUGGAACCCCCAUUGCUAAACCUUUAGACUUAGAAAUGCCCUUAAACAUAAAAACUUAUUGCAGAAGAGACAUUGAAAAUCAUUGUUUCGACAUUCCAACUACUCCAAAAAAAGGCCGCUGGGAUAUUCAAACUUCGACUCCAACAAAGAAAAUUGAAGUCUUAGAAGACGAAUAUGAAGAAUUCAUGAAGGCUGUUACUGAUACUGUAGUUGCUGAUAGCAGUUUAGAGGAAAUUAAACCAGUGCCGGCACCGAAAACAAUUCAAAAUCCAUUGAUCAAAAAUAUCACAAUUAGGUCUAGUACACCAAAUACUGUAACAUUAGGCGAACAGGAGAGUAUGUUAAUUCCUACACAAGAUGCUAGUUUGGGUCAAGGUGAUAUUGUGAAUACUUCAACCCCUUUGAAUAAUGAAGAUAUAGUGAAUUUGUCUAUGCCUGUUAUUGAUAAGAAUUUGUCAAUGCCUGUUAUUGAUAAGAAUUUACCAAUAAUUCCUCCUGUAGAUAAUGUAGCUACAAGUGAGAAUUUAUCAGUUUCAAAUGUUGUUACAACUUCAGAAGAAAAUAAGAUUGUUGUUCCAAUUGAGCCUGUUGUAAAUGUUGCAAAAGAUAUAACAAUUUCUUCUGCUAUAGAUAAUGUUCCUGAAAUUAGAAAUAAUACUACUAAUGAAGCCAUUAUGAAUUUAUCAAUUGCUGAAAAAAAUGUACAUGAAAGAAAAAUAACUUUUGCCAAUGAAGAUUUUCCAAUUAAUCAAAAAUCCAACAAUAUCGAUAAAGGAAUGAUGAACUUUACUAAAAAUAUUCCAGUGAUGAUAAAUCAUUGCACAGACAAAGAUGUUUUUAAUAUUCCCUUGGACAAAGAUAUCGAUAAUAUUGAAUCUGAGUGGAAAGAAACAUUUAAGCCCAUAAUGCUUCCAAUAAAAAACCUGUUGGGCUCAUCAAAGUUGAACUUAGAAGAUUUCGAUGGCCACACUGAAACAUUUGAGACUUUUAUCGAGGAAAACGACAAUAAACAUAGAGAGGCUUCACCCAAGCGUACCAAAAAAGAAUCCAUAAAAAAACCUAAAGAAUUAACUUCCAAAAAGCAAACCAGGCAAAAUUCUCCUAAAAGAAGACGUGAAAUUUCUCCUAUAAGGAGACGCAAAGAUCGCAAAAGAUCCCCUAUAAAACGCCACAGCUCGCCUAGAUCCAGACGCCGUCUAUCGCCUAGAAGGCGUCGCAGUCCAUCGCCAAGGAAAAAAUCCAAAUAUUCACCUUCUCGAGACAAAAAACCUAGAAGACUGUCCCCUUUGAAGCACCUACCAGAUUCUACAAUAAGUGAUGAUCAAUUAAGACAAAAACCACACGAAGACUCGCCUCAACGCCUCCCAUUGGACAUUCGGAUAAAUCAAGUUUUAGGUUUGGAAGCGCAACCACUACCUUCGCCAGAACAGUUUUACCAAUACAACAAUUUCGCCAAUGUUCCUAUAAGGCCUCAACCGCAACAAAGUAAUUAUAAACAGGUUGGCAACAUGUUGCAAAUUGUGCCAGUUGAACAGGAAUUGCCUCAGCAGCAAGCGUUUCAGCAUCCUCCGUUUGCUUCUACGCCGAGGUCGCAAAUACGGCAAAUUGGUAACAUGUUGGAAAUUGUACCUACGGAAAUGGUACCGGUAGAAGCUCAUCCACCACAGGUAGAGAUUGACAAUCUUACCAAGAAGAAAUCUAUAGUGCAAAUAAAAACCGAAAAAGUCGACGAAGAUCUCUGGUGCUCCUCAAACGAGGUGGACUCUAAUAAACUAUCAGCAGAGGCUGCGAUGCUCCAAAAAGAGGCCGAACGACUGACUGAAAGAGAAAACAGACGUAUUGAACGGGAAAAACGCAAAAAGGAAAAAGAACGCAGACGAAAGGAACGAGAAAAGUUGCGGCAAAUUAAGCUGAAAGCAAAGAACGAAAAAAUGAUAAAGAGGGCACUAGACUUGGAAAUUGAUCAAAUGCUUCAAGAACCUACCCAAGAUAACCCAGUAGAUCUAAUGAACCAUUAUACUGAUUUCAAAGGAAAAAGCAUUUUAGUUAAUAAAUUAAGUUCAUUAGAUUUUGAUAAAUCUAAUAAAGCAGUCAAAUUCGCUGACGGCAUAAGACCGGGCGAAGGUACAUCUCCAUCAGCAGGCGAAGAAUUGUAUUCGCCACCUCCACCCAUCCUACCCAAAGAAAAGCGAUUUAAAAAGACAUUGUUUGGCAAACAUAAGGGCAAAAAGAAGGCCAAAGUAAUCAAAAAGCAACCAAUAGUGGAAAGCGAUUCAGACGACGGUCAACCGCCACCUUCGCCGCCUCCCGGUUCGCCACCCCCUCACAUUUUCCCGCCUCGUAUCAAAGUCAAGCCGGUCAACAACGUACCAGCUGCCCUUUUGGCUUCUAUCAUACAAACAGCACAGCAACAACAAUUCAAUCAGUAUAGACCAACAAUAAAUAUGAUGAUGGCGCCACCUCCGCCGCUAGGUCAAAGUCCUAGUUUGCCUCCUGUUUCGCCUCAAAUGCAUCCGAGUAUGGCUGUGCCUCCUCCUCCAUUGCCUCCUCAAGCAGGUCACAGCAGACAUUUCUAGGAUAAUAUAUAGCUAGAUAUGGCCCUUUUUUGUUGGGCCAACUAUAGGAUUUAAUAAUUAAUUUGUACAUAAAAUGUUUUUGUUAUUUUAAUUAUGUGAAUGCAGAAUUGGAUUUUUAUAAGAUCAGAGUUUUAGGUUAAGUAAGGAUAUUAAAAUGUGGGUCUUUUAUCGUGUUUGCUUGUUUGUUAUCCCAUUAUUUUUUAGGGCGGGCUCAUUGACCUUCUGGUAAACUGUCAGGACUGAUGAAUGAAAACUUUAUUAUUAUUAGUCGGCCAAUUAUUUGCCAACUCACUUUGCCAUGUAUUUCAUAUAAUAAUUAUUGAGAACCAUGGGGUUCUUGCGAAUUUGUAACAAUGUUUAACCUUAGUAGUAAAAUUAUGAAAUUUCAAUUAUUUUUUUUGUCGAGAUUUUGUGUCCUAAUGGUCCCUCGUGAUACCCUGAACUCCAUUAACUAAAUUAUUCUCAAAUUUGACGCCGAAAUCUAUGAAAAAAGGCACUCAGAAAAAUUGAUAAAUCACCCCAAUAGCUUAACACGAUUUUAUCUCAGGAACUAUAAGUGCAAAUAAGCUGAAAUUUUCAGGGAUUGUAGCCCCUUCAUUGAGAUAAAAUUCAAUGAAAAUUUCAGCUUUCUAUCUAUAAUAGAAAAAAAGUUAUGUCCUUUCAAAGUUUUCCAAAAUCUAAAUCAUAAGGUAGGUACCUUCUUACUAAAACGAUAAAAUUUCAAAUUUUUUUUUGUCGAGAUUUUGUAUCCUAAUGGUCAAUCAACAUACCCCAAACUCCAUACACUAAAUUAUUCUCACAUUUGAAGCCGAAAUCUAUGAAAAAAGGCACUCAGAAAAUUGAAAAAUCAAUAAACCCAACCCAAAUUGUUUGACACAAUUUUAUUUUUGGAACUAUGUAU